AUGACGGAUCAUUCGGAAACUCAACAACCUUCCCGAACUAAUGCUGAUCUCACGGCCGCAAAUGCCGCACUCUUGGCAGAGAAUCAGCGGAUGGCAGAACUGUUGGCGGAGAUGCAAAACAAUGGAGAUCGGAAGGUCGAUAGUAAAAGAACAAACGCUACACAGCAUGAAGAGCAUCAGUCAGAGUCCAAUGCUAAGACAGGGGAAACCCCUCCCAAGACAGAAAGGCGACGAGCUAACCCAUUCUCCGAGGAGAUAAUGAGCUAUAAAAUGCCCCAGAACUUUACACUCCCGAUGACCCUGACGUCGUAUAAGGGGAUAGGGGACCCAAAAGUCCAUGUCACCAAGUUCGACUCUAUGAUGUUUCUCAACAGUGAUUGUGAUCCCAUUCUAUGCCGAUCCUUUCCCACUUUUCUAGAUGGAGCUGCCUUACUGUGGUUCUCUAAUCUGCCUGCAAGGUCCAUCACCAGCUUUGAUGAAUUCGCCAAGAUGUUUAUCAAUCACUUCGCAGCAUCAAAAAUCUAUGUAAGAGACCCGAAUUAUCUCAGCACAAUCAAACAAGGCCCGCAUGAAAGCAUCAAGGAUUACAUGACGCGUUUCACCACAGCAGCUAUGGAAAUCCCCGACUUAAACCCAGAAGUACAAUUGCAUGCUAUCAAAAGUGGCCUCCGACCAGGAAAGUUUCAGGAAGCCAUAGCUGUGGCCAAGCCAAAGACACUAGAGGAAUUCCGAGACAAAGCCACGGGACAGAUUGAAAUAGAGGAACUGCAUGAGACGCAAAGGAAUGAAAGACCACCAUCAUGA
Arachis duranensis is the source of this 804-nucleotide messenger RNA. RefSeq lists its product as uncharacterized. The transcript has a single exon. The coding region runs from base 1 to 804 and encodes 267 amino acids. Lineage: Eukaryota; Viridiplantae; Streptophyta; Magnoliopsida; Fabales; Fabaceae. The record is from RefSeq and is a predicted model, not a curated record.